Messenger RNA from Ruditapes philippinarum (Manila clam), 1990 nucleotides. Its product is annotated as BTB/POZ domain-containing protein 6-B-like. Gene Ontology annotation, molecular function: protein binding. The transcript has 4 exons. The coding region runs from base 349 to 1833 and encodes 494 amino acids. The record is from RefSeq and is a predicted model, not a curated record. Gene Ontology annotation, cellular component: cytosol. Gene Ontology annotation, biological process: neurogenesis. NCBI's taxonomy places the organism in Eukaryota, Metazoa, Mollusca, Bivalvia, Venerida, Veneridae.
CAGAAUAAUGAUCUUCAAAAUAAUAAAGCUGUUUUAAGGGCUGCAAAACGAUUGCAACGAAGAAGAGAAAGAAACAAGCCAAGUGGCAAUCUGCUUGAAAUACUCAAACAAUCCCGUGAAGCGGCUGGACUGCCACUUAAUGCCGUCAACCAAGAUUCAGCACGGCCAGAAAUUCUACACGAAAGUCCAGAACAAGAACAACACGUUUCACCUGAAGAGAAACUGUCUUCUUCCAGACAGGAAACUAUUGAAGUUGAACCUGAUUGGGAGGACCGAAAUGGUAGCGAGUGCCCUGAAAUUCUAGACAGAAAUCAAAAACAGGAAAAACAUAUUUCGCCCAGUCCUUUUAUGAAUAAUGAGACUGAAGAGAUAUCGUCUUCUAGACAAGAAUUUUUUGAAGUUCAACCUGAUUGGGAAGACCGAAAUAGCAGCGAGAGCGCAUGGCAAAAUAAUGCAUCAGUUAUCGAAUGCAAUUUGUAUAUGUGGACUAACGAGAUUGGUUGUGACGUCAAAUUAAUUGUUGGAGAGGAUCAAGAAGCUGUUUUUGCUCAUUCAUAUGUUCUAACUUCGAGGAGCUGUAAGUUUGCAGACAUCUUGGCUGAGCAGAGAAGACUUGCAGAUAAGCUGAUUCCAAUUCCAGAUGUAGCACCUGAUAUUUUAAGACUGCUUUUGAGGUACUUAUACAGCGGUGACAUAGACAUAGACGUUGAUACUGCGACAGCCCUUAUUCCAGUCACGUAUAUUUACGGACCCGAAUCUUUGAAGACGUCAUGUUUUCUUUUCUUACUUACGGAAAUGACCGCCGAGAAUGUAUGUGUCACCCUUGAGCUUGCGCAUAAAUACAAUGAUGGAAACGCGUUUGAUCGUUGCCUUCAUUUUAUAUAUGUGAACGCUGUAGAUGUACUUAAGUCGUCAAAUUUUGAAAAGUUGUGCCGGGAAUGUGUAGAAAAUAUUGUUAAAUCUGAUGAUCUGAAUGCAAAAGAAUAUGUUGUGUUUGAAGCACUUACAACGUGGGCUAGUCGCAGAUGUUUGGAAGAAAAAAUGCAACCAACCGAUGAAAACAAACGAAAAGUACUCGAUACGACUUUAUACCAUGUCAGAUUUGCAAUCAUGGAUGUACUUGACUUUACACAAAGAAUUUCACACAGAGGGGUUCUUACGCGGGAAGAAAAGGUUUCGCUGUACCAGUUUUUUCAUGGUGAAACACAAAGAUUACCUCCCGCUUUUAACAAAAGCAAAAGAUAUGAAUAUUCCGUAAAUUAUGACCUUGUAUCGAAAGCGUUUAAGAACGGUGAACCGAAACAAUACCACCCUGAUGUCUUGUCCCAUACCAAAUUUCCAGUGAUUCCUUACAAACACACGGAAGAAAACGAAGCGUACCUCCCUGUUAAAAGGGUUAUACGAUUUCAGGGGGUGGAAAACAGUUGGCAACUAAAAGGCCCUGAUGCCAUUGGAUUUCGAGUUUCUAGACCAAUUAUGUUACGCGGAUGUCAGAUGUUUGGUCCUCAAAUUGGUCAAGACACGUAUGAGGUAGAACUUGUAGUUUAUGACGAUCGUGACGAUAUUAUACGCCACGAAAAUAAAACGAUUGUUACUGGGAAGGCAUUGAAGGUAUAUGACGUCAUACUUACUAAACCUGUCAGUGUACCUAUGAAACGAACAUUCACAGUCCAGGUUAAAACCCGAGGAAAACCAACAUUCCGUGGGGUGAAUGGACUUGACCUUGUAGAGACAGAUGGUGUAGGUUUCCAAUUCAUUAACAGUAACAAGAGUUUGAACGGCACAGAUACGACAAUUGGUCAAAUUCCGACACUUCUUUUCAGUAAAUUGUGACAUUAUUAACAGUGUACAGUGUUUUAAUAGAUUAAUAUCUUUUUAAUUUAAGUUUUGUGGUAACAUUUUUUUCAUGUUUAAAUGCGAUUUCAUUUGUAUUAAUUUUGUUUUAGUGAAAGAACUUUUACCCUUAAUUACAAUAAAUACAAAUACUGAG